UUUUGCCUGUAUAGUAUAAGAUUGCCUCUGCAUCCAAUCCUAAAACUCUCUAUUUGCCUCUCACGCCGAGUGAUAAAGAAGAGAAACGAUGGUUUCUUUGAAACUCCAGAAGCGGCUUGCCGCUAGCGUGCUCAAGUGCGGAAAGGGCAAGGUCUGGCUUGAUCCUAAUGAGGUUAAUGAAAUCUCCAUGGCCAACUCCAGGCAGAACAUUAGAAAGCUAGUGAAGGAUGGUUUCAUCAUCAGGAAACCAACAAAGAUUCACUCACGUUCUCGUGCUCGCAGAAUGAAGGAGGCCAAGAAAAAGGGUCGCCAUUCUGGAUAUGGUAAGCGCAAGGGUACCAGGGAGGCUAGGCUGCCAACUAAGAUCCUCUGGAUGAGGAGAAUGCGUGUUCUGAGGCGCUUGCUGCGCAAAUACAGGGAAUCUAAAAAAAUUGACAAACACAUGUAUCAUGAUAUGUACAUGAAGGUGAAGGGUAAUGUUUUCAAGAACAAACGUGUGCUGAUGGAAAGUAUCCAUAAAUCAAAGGCUGAAAAGGCAAGAGAGAAGACUUUGUCUGAUCAAUUUGAGGCUAAGCGUGCUAAGAAUAAGGCAAGCAGGGAGAGAAAGAUUGCUAGAAGAGAGGAGCGUUUGGCACAGGGACCUGGAGAGAAGGCACCGCAAUCAUCUGCCCCUCAGCAGACUGAGGGAGCAAAGAAAUCUAAGAAGUGAUUGCUGAUUCUGAUGAAUGCUGGAGGUUGAUACCUGAGUCAUACUGAUAUCUGGUGUAGGAGUUUGUUUGCUAAAGCUAUUAUGUUUUCUUUUAUAGAAACUUUUUCCAUGAGUUGUAGCUUCUUUGCACAUAUGUUGAAUCACGUUUUUAUUGAUAAAUUAGUUGACUAAACAUUGUGGAACUUACAAUUGGGACGUGAAGAGCUAUUUAAUUUAAGUUCAGUUUUCUUAUUUUUUUUAAA
Molecule: messenger RNA, 951 nt
Organism: Hevea brasiliensis (rubber tree)
Lineage: Eukaryota; Viridiplantae; Streptophyta; Magnoliopsida; Malpighiales; Euphorbiaceae
Product: 60S ribosomal protein L19-3
Exons: 5
Coding region: 89-709 (206 amino acids)
Biological process (GO): translation
Cellular component (GO): cytosolic large ribosomal subunit; ribosome
Molecular function (GO): structural constituent of ribosome; RNA binding
Source: RefSeq, a predicted model, not a curated record